Messenger RNA from Fusarium mangiferae, 2823 nucleotides. RefSeq lists its product as uncharacterized. The record is from RefSeq and is a predicted model, not a curated record. The transcript has 8 exons. Lineage: Eukaryota; Fungi; Ascomycota; Sordariomycetes; Hypocreales; Nectriaceae. Bases 1 to 2823 code for a protein of 940 amino acids.
AUGUCAUUCGGCUUCGGCGUUGGCGACUUCAUUGCCGUGGGGGAGCUAUGCUGGAAGAUCUACACCCGAGUAUACAAGGUGUCGCGCGAUGCACCAGAGGAGCUUCGGGCUUUGAUCCAAGAACUGGGAAAUCUUUCAAACACAGUGAACUUGCUCAAUGAGGAAUUGAGAGAUCAGGAAGUGUGGAUAGAGCGGGCGGGAGAGAGACGACUCGAAUAUACCUGCAAAGUCAUGAGUCAAGCCAAAGAGACGCUUCAGAAAAUGGAUCGGCUUGCAGACAAAUAUGUGGAACUCGGCACGGGAGAUGGUUUGGAAGGUUCCAGGCGUUCAUUUCGAAUCCAUUGGAACCGAGUCAAGUACGCAUUGGAGGUGUCUAGCAUCAACGAGCUUCGUGCGAAGUUCAUGUGUCAAAAUUCCCACUUAACACUUCUUUUGCAAGGUGCUCAAAAUUCAUCUUUGGAACGCAUUGAGAAACAACAAUCAAAAACGGACAUGAAGCUGGACGAGCUUCGGAACCUCAUAAUAGGCGACCGCAGUUCGCGCGAGAAUCCUCUUCUGAACGGUCCGUUAGAGGAGGAAGUUCGAGCAGAGCUUAGCGCAGCAUUCUUGCGAAGUGCAGAGACUGGUAAUAGGCCUUGGGCCUCUAUUGGGAUAGACGACUGGCUACAAGCCGGUCAAUGGUGGUUGUUAAAGGCUCGUUCACAGAUGAAUCAUCUAGCUCAGGGGUUGGCAGUUGAAGCUGAGGCCUAUAUCAACCUUCUCAAGGCAUAUUGGAUACUGAUCGAUAUCGUCUCUAUACAUCCACAACGCAUGCAUUUAGGUGCAUCUAACGACAGACGAAAUGAAGACAUCCGAAAACUCAGUCAGCUAAAAAGAAAAAGCCUGGAAAGCUUCCCUCGUUUCGAUUUUCAACUCCACGAUAUUGAGGGCUAUACCAUGAAUAUAUGGCUUCAAGAAGCACCCUCGAGCAUAAUUGCCCCUCGCCAUCAGCCGAACUUGACUGGCAGUAAUCAUAGUUGGCAAAACUCAAACGGAGAAGUUUUGUUUCACUGCUUCGUCGAGAUUUGUAACACGACCAAGAGCACCAAAAACCUCCCUAACGGAUGUUUUCUUACGUUAGAGGUACCUCAUGAAGGCAUUUUUCUCAAUUUCACUCUCCAAAACUUCGCUGGCCAAACCAUCUCUGAGCUACAGGUCAAGCCUGCUGAUGAGUAUUUUGACUUUCAAUCGCUUUAUUUCGAGCCAUGGGUAGAGUUUAAGGGUUCAGAAAAGAAAAGCCUAGUCCGACUCCUGAAUGACCAAGACUCCAAUGCCUUGGAGGCAAUUCUUUGGGGGUUCCGGCUAUUUGGUUCAGCAUUUUACCCCAUAUCAUUGAGCGUAUCGAUGGUUCAUUCUGUUUCUGUGUUAGCCAGUUGGCCGAGUCGAAAUUGGCGCUCCCUUCUGCUUCCAGGCUAUGACAUUGGCUGCACAUCCCAAUCCGAUUCGCCUACGUUACUUUUAAGGACAAUCAUUCUCGAUCUAGCGGAGAAAGGCUGCGAGGAAAACAUCUCAGGCUCGAAGUUUCUCGCUCAAGAUCUGAGCGUCGAAUUACCACCGGGUUACCGCGAUUGGAAGGUUAUCUGCUGGCACUGUGAGAAAUUCGAGGACAUCAAGCCGCUAUUCAAAAAGUUCCAUGUUCGAAAUGAUGUCCACCGCUACUUGAUUCAGACCGCAUUUCUUCGACUUAACCGUAGUCUUUUAAGCCAGUUAGCGCGUUACAUGAACUACGGAGAUACAUGGCGCCCUAAUGACGUACUCAUUAUGGUCGAGGCUACUCUAAGCUCAGAGGAUGCCGGAUAUCUUCUAUGGGUCUUAGACAAUGUUGCUUCUAGUGUGAUUUCUCGGCAUCGGAUUCCUAUCUUCCGGUUAGUCUACAACAGCAGAGGCCUCAACCACAUUGAAACCAUGCUACAAAGAUUCAAUCCCCGCCCAGCAGACAUCGCAGCAGCCAUCUCCUGGUAUCUAGUCUCUAAUGACGAGCAAAGCUUUGAAGGCUUCUUACAACUGAUCGAAGACUGUGGCGGCUCUUUCAGCAGUAGGACAGCUGAAGAUGUGGAUUUCACGGAUUUCUAUCCCACUUUUGUGUCCGGCUGCAGUCACUUGAUAGAGAGCAAAUGUUCUAACUCUCUGAGCCUCUAUCUCAGUUCCUUUGAGAGACUUGGCAUUGAUUUCCAUGGUGUCCAGGGCCAUGAAACCACCAAUUCCUCUCAAUUGGCUAUUCUUCCGGCACUAGUCUCUUCAGAUCCAUCAUUUCUUCACAUUCUACUGGAACGAGAUGUCGCAGUGGUAGAUAUGGAACCUUUCGUUGUGGAGUACAACUCAUGGAAUGUGGCGGAGUGUCCACCGCGGCUAGAGUUAAGGGAGUUAGUUCAAUAUCCUUCCUUAUCAAUGCCACAUUGGCCCCUCUACUACGCUGUUAUGCUUGUUUGCGAUACGGAAUUCCUUCACCUACUGUGUCAACAUGGGGCAUCGUUGCAACAAAAGCGCGAGGGUACGCAAGAUGAGAAGACUGAGACACGAGGGAUAACUCAUCACCUUUCAAGCCUAUCAAGUGUGUCAGAUGCUCGACUGGAGUACAUGGAGGCCCUCAUGAUUUGCCAUGUACUUAUUUGUGUCGGCACCCUGGGUAGGCACUUCCCUUCAAGACCUGCGAACUAUUUCAGAGCAGUCGAUGAGAUGACGGACUAUGAAGAGACUUGGAGGUGUAUGGAGCGCCUUUUGUAUCGCGAUAGCUUCUUCUCUGACUGUUUAUGUCCAUGUGGCUAUGCCUUUCAAGGUGACUAG